AGGUGGGGAAAAAAAUCCGUCGCUUUCCGUUCCUUCCUUUCACCUGAAACCAAGGCGAAGUCCCGGCCUCCCCCAACCCAGAGCGCAAGAUUCCCAUGGGCUGCGCAGGAUCCACCCCCAUGGGCGCCGAAGCCGAUACUACUAAGAAAAUUAGGAAGCCAAAGCCCUGGAAGCACCCGCAACCGAUAACAAUGGUCCAGCUCAGUAAGAUGCGUGAGGAGUUUUGGGACACAGCUCCUCACUAUGGUGGUCGGAAAGAAAUCUGGGAUGCCCUGCGUGUUGCGGCAGAGUCUGAAGUGUCCCUUGCACAGGCAAUUGUGGAAAGCGCAGGCAUAAUUGUUUCUAAUACUGAUCUGACUCUCUGCUAUGAUGAAAGAGGUGCUAAGUAUGAACUGCCCAAGUAUGUUUUGAGUGAACCAACCAACCUGAUUCAAGACAGCUGAAGAGCAGUUGUACAAAGACCUACUGAUGUAAACAUUUGUAAAUGAGAAAAACCCCUUGAGUGUCCUGGUAGUUGAAAGCAUGCUUGAUAAAAGAUUUUAAGCAUGCUCUGGGUAAUCAUCAGCUUAAAUUUUGUCUCUUCUUGUUAGGAUAAUAUUUUUCUUGCAUCUUGGCCGUCAUCCACCACCUUAGAUGAAGUCUAUGUAUCCCUUGCUGUUGGUGCUACCUUAAACAUGAAUCUUAGAAAUAUUUGAUAUGAGUUCAAAAUCUUUAAAAUGGUUUUUAGAAAUUUCAGUAUCCUGUAGUCUGAUACAUGUUUUGGUGUGGUACAAUAUGUAUUUCAGAACAAAUACACGCCACAA
Molecule: messenger RNA, 803 nt
Organism: Oryza brachyantha (malo sina)
Lineage: Eukaryota; Viridiplantae; Streptophyta; Magnoliopsida; Poales; Poaceae
Product: ubiquitin domain-containing protein 1-like
Exons: 4
Coding region: 96-443 (115 amino acids)
Source: RefSeq, a predicted model, not a curated record